AUGGUUCGGCUAAACGUGCUUGCGGAUGCCUUGAAAUGUAUAUGCAACGCCGAGCGCAGGAAAAAACGCCAGGUUAUGAUUCGCCCUUCUUCGAGGGUUAUUAUCCGUUUUCUCAACGUCAUGCAGCGGAAGGGCUAUAUUGGAGAAUUCGAGAUAAUCGAUGAUCACCGUUCCGGGAAGAUUGUCGUCCAGCUUAACGGCCGGCUAAACAAAUGCGGUGUCAUCAGCCCCCGUUUUGAUAUGGGUGUCAGGGAUACAGAAAAAUGGACCAGCAACCUUCUUCCCUCAAGACAAUUUGGUUCUAACCACUAG
Dicrocoelium dendriticum is the source of this 312-nucleotide messenger RNA. Lineage: Eukaryota; Metazoa; Platyhelminthes; Trematoda; Plagiorchiida; Dicrocoeliidae. The record is from the annotation of a GenBank genome assembly.